GGAUCAUAUAGUGCAGUAGUCUGCAAAGAAAGUGACCACAGAGGUAGCGUAGCUAUCCAGCCCUUUGAGCGGCGGGAUUGCGACCAAACGGACUCGUCGACCUUAACGACUGUUUACAACCGAAAAAAAAAGACAGUCAGCGGAAAAGCUCCCAUUUUAGACAUCUAUAUCGCGUAAGGAGUCGUUGUUGCUGCUACUUUUUUCUUCUAUUUUUUUGAACACUUAGCCUAUAUUGCGCACGGCGGAUAUAUGAAGACGCACUCACGCUCAACACCAGACCGAGGGAACAGGGAGUGAUUCACACCACCCCCCCCGCCCCCUGCCUGCAGCCCCCAUGCCGGGCAUUAGCUCCACCGCGUCUCAUUAUGAAAACUGGGACAUGGACCACCUCGACCACUACCAACAUUAUUUCUACGACGACCACCACGACCCGGACGAGGAUUUCUUCAAGUCCACAGCGCCCAGCGAGGACAUAUGGAAGAAAUUCGAGCUGGUACCGACCCCGCCCAUGUCCCCUAUCCGGGCGGUGGAAGGGUCUGGCAGGGUCGGGCUGCUGUACCCGUCUCUAGGGGACAAGCUGGAGUGGGUAUCUCAGUUCUUAGGCCAGGAAGAUGAACAACAACAUCAGCAGCAGCAGCAGCAGCAGGACCUGCCCUGCAAGCUGACCACGGCCAAUGACUCCUUCGGGAACCUGAGCUCCAUCAUUAUCCAGGACUGCAUGUGGAGCGGCUUCUCGGCCGGACAGCAGCUGGAGAGAGUUGUAGGGGAGCGCUGCACCUCCUGUCCCGGGACAGGCGGGACCGGGGCUGCUGCCAAAGUCGCAGCCGGCUCUGCCGUUCCAUCCCCGGGGAGGGCACAGUGUGCCCCCGCCGACGCGUCGGGCCUCAGCGGACCGGCGGCGGAGUGUGUGGACCCGGCUGGGGUGCUCACCAUCCCGUUAACCGGUGGAUGCAAGAAACAAGUGUCCUCUGGUUCCGAGUCUCACACCGACUCAUCAGAGGACGAAGAUGACCAGGAUGAGGAUGAAGAAGAGAUCGAUGUGGUGACGGUGGAGCACAAGCAGCAACGCAAACCUCGUCGACGACUGGUCAACGCCCGCAAGCCGGUGACCAUAACUGUGCGCGCUGACCCCCUGGACCCCGGCAUGAAGCGUUUCCACAUCUCCAUCCACCAGCAGCAGCACAACUAUGCCGCUCCCUCCCCGGACACGAUCCCUCCGCCGGUCGAGCCGCCUCGGAAGAGGGUCCGGCAGGAGGCCUCCUCCCAGGCCCCCCAGCCGCACCAGAACUCUCAUUACCACCAGCCCCGGCCCGGCCACGCCCCUCUGAACUUAGACAGCAGGAAGUCUCAUGUGAGCGCGGCCGGAGUCAGGUCCGAGUCGCCUAACCUCAGCGCUUGCUCUCCUACCUCCUCCACGUCCCCUUCGUCUCCCCCACCUUCCUCUUCCUCCUCUUCCACCUCCCAUUCCCAAAGCUCCCCCUCCAAGCCCCACUCCUUCUGCCACCUCUCCAGCCCCCAGUCCUCGGACUGCGAGGACACAGACAAGCGCCGGGCGCACAACUUCCUCGAGCGCAAGCGAAGGAACGACCUGCGCUCGCGUUUCCUGUCGCUGCGGGACGAGAUCCCGGGCUUGGCGGACUGCCCCAAGACGCCGAAGGUGGCGAUCCUGACGCGAGCCACGGAGUACUUGCAGCAGCUGCAUGCCAGCGAGAGGCAGAAGGCUCAGGAGAGGAAGCAGCUGAAAUCCAGGCAGCUGCAGCUGCUGCAGAGGCUGGCACUGCUCAAACGCUCCUGAGCCGGGGGGGCGGGGGUGGGCUGUCACCACACACGUACACUCCCAGAACUGAACAGGACUAUAUGAAGGAGAAAAGACACUAAUGUUCACUUUGAAUUGGUCACGUUGGAAUAGUGCGGGUGGGAUUUUCUUUUUUUCUACGUUUGUGGUUUGCACAUUAGCUUCUGAGUGAUUGACAAGGCCGUAAGCCAAUCUGAUCUUAAUGGGGCAUUUUACGGGCAGAUUAAUAUGUCCAUGGUAACUCAAUAUAGGUUUGUCAGAACUGUUACAUUUCCCCCUUGCUGAAAAAAAUGUUUAAAAACUGUUGCUUGCUAUGGGAAGACUUGGCUGCGAAUGCAGCAGCUUGUGUGUUGUGUGCUGUGUACCUGCUGCAUGGUCUGGUCAGACGUAUUUUUUAUUUUUUUUUUCUUGAUUGUGAUAGGGCUUGGUGUGCUUGCACAGCAGAGAUGUCUCCUCUUUCUGUCGGUCAUCUGUCUAAAGGUCUCCUUCACAUUUCGUGUUCUUUACAGACCCCUGCUCCUUAGUGCUUGGCAUAUACAACUUGCACAUUUUGUCAUCAAGUAAAGCCUUGUUUCUGCUCUGUGUUCUUUUCUCUUUUUUUUUUUUUUCCUUCUCCACAGCAUGUGACCUCUUACCUCCCUUUUUUUUUUUUCUCCUUCACACUUUUUCCUCUUGUCAGCAGUUGGAAGUUUCUACCUUCAUGCUUGCUGUUGAUGGGAAUGCAGGGGGCUGUAGUGGGUCUGUACUGAGCCAUGCAACAAUGAUGUUACAACUGGAAACAAUAUGUUCUGCACCUCCUGGAAUAGCUCAGGUUAAGUCCCAACUUCUGUGCCUGCAGGUUUCCAUUCAGUGAUUUUUCUUCUGGCAUCAUAAAUGUUUCAGCAGCGGCACCAUGCCCACAGCAACGAGCAGUUUCGUAGCAUUAUUUAGAGAAAAUAUGUUGCUCUACAGCCACUGUUUUGAAAUGUAUCAUGUUUUCAAUGCAAAAAAACACAGAUUGAGAUCUUUAUCAAGAUUUCACUUGAUCUUUAUUAUUGUUGUGCCAUGGAGACCAGCCAAAAAGUAAAUGUUGGCUUCUAAUUAUCAACCAAAAGAAACCAUUUGAGAAUGGCUUAAAAUUAAUAAGCGACAUUAAAAAAAAAAAGCCAAUUUUUGCCCAAUGAGGUCCAACUGUACAUUUCUUUUACAUGUUUUUUGUAAUUGUUUUGCAUUUGAUGUAAUGCCUAUAGAAGCCUUUCAAUGUACGUAUGCUAUCCUGUUGGAUGGUAUGUAUAUAGUUCCCUUACUGUACAGUCCCCUCCAAACCAAAACCAGAGCUGUCUACUAUACUCAUCCUACUUUGUGUUCGGUCCUGCGUCCUAAACCGGGGCCAAGCUUGCUGGCUUUUCAAAGAUAACUCAAAGCUUCUAUUUUUGUUAAAAAAAUGAUUAUGAAAAAGAGUUCUAAUAAAACACUGAACAUUCAUCACACUAGACACUUUGUCACAACAUUGUUUUAUUUUUUUUGCAAUGCCUACUUGUUUUCUUUACUGUUCAUUAUGUUUUCUGUCUCUGGGUUGUUUUGUUUUUUUAUUUGUAAGAGUUGACAAAAGUUUUAUACUAUAUUUUCCUACAGAGUUGUGUUUCAGUGUGAGCUAAUGACUGUUUUUGUUAUUGUAGCUGGCAGGGCUUUAUUGGUGGUUAUGCUGAAAAUUGGCAUGUAUGCUCUGCUUUCUCUCUGUGGAGUGGAAAGCACCUGAAUGCUCCUGUAUUCAAUCCAAUCGCUGUAGCUGUAGCGCACUCUCACAUCUGACGCGGGUGGUGGGGAGAAAGGGGGACUUAAGAGGAUCUCCCGAUUCAACUUCUGGCUGUGUGUAGCCUUUAGUGACCUUAAUGUUUUCUGCUUUAUCUCUUUUUUUUUUUUUUUGCAAGCCUGGUGCUCCCUAUUGUUCCCAAAAGCCAUGCAACAGAGAACACUGUAGCCCUGCAACUAGUACUGUAAAUAACUGGGUCAUGAUGACUAGCAUGCUCUGCUCUUAACCAGCACUCAGGAAAAUCCCACGUAGCCUGUAGCUCCUGUGAUAGGACAUUAGGCUGUUACACUCCCUGCUAUAAUAUGCUGUAUGUAACCGUGCCAGAUACAGACAGACAGACAGAGAGCAUUAGAUCAGGGAAACCAUGAUGUACUUGAACAAAUACUUCAGGAUAUCAUCAUUAAGUUCCCCUUUUGUUCUUUUGAAUUAGCUGUAAUGCUCUUUCUGCUAAUUCAGCACAAACCACCAUUAGCCCUGUUUUUUUUGUUGUUGUUUUUUUAGAUAGGCUGCACCCACAGCAGUGGUUUGCCCAUUUUAGUUUUUUGUUUGACUUGUAUGGGUCACUGGUCUCUGCUGUUGUCGCGUUAGCAGACUGGUGCUUACUUACUUUGGGAGUUUAACUAUGUUGAGUUUGAAGCCUUGUUUCAGCACUUUGUUUUUCCUGUACCUCAUAAGCCUCUAUGUAUGAAGAGUAAGUCAGAAAAAUAAUAAAUUCCUGGUUUGAGAUCAUA
Molecule: messenger RNA, 4318 nt
Organism: Perca fluviatilis (European perch)
Lineage: Eukaryota; Metazoa; Chordata; Actinopteri; Perciformes; Percidae
Gene: myclb
Product: MYCL proto-oncogene, bHLH transcription factor b
Exons: 3
Coding region: 335-1795 (486 amino acids)
Biological process (GO): regulation of transcription by RNA polymerase II
Molecular function (GO): protein dimerization activity; DNA-binding transcription factor activity, RNA polymerase II-specific; RNA polymerase II cis-regulatory region sequence-specific DNA binding
Source: RefSeq, a predicted model, not a curated record